Molecule: messenger RNA, 2331 nt
Organism: Ogataea parapolymorpha DL-1
Lineage: Eukaryota; Fungi; Ascomycota; Pichiomycetes; Pichiales; Pichiaceae
Exons: 1
Coding region: 1-2331 (776 amino acids)
Biological process (GO): cellular response to glucose starvation; protein catabolic process in the vacuole
Source: RefSeq, a predicted model, not a curated record
AUGUCUCAGGAGGUUUUCAAUGAAGGUCCAACGACUUCGCAACACAUUGAAGCUGAGGAUGACGAUCAUUUCAACAAAACAACGUUCAAGUUGAAGAGGACCAGAUCGAUGGGUCUGCUUGAUGAUUUUAUUACUCAGACCCACUCUUUAGAUACUGAUUCUAUUCCAGAUAAAGAAGCAAAAUUAAGUUCAAAAGACUUUGUUUCAGAUGAGACUUUGCACAAAUUGAAUAUGAAUUCAACACUCGAUGAGACAGAGAAUGUGCCUCGAUUCUAUACAAGUGUCGUGCCGUCUGCUUCGAAGAACAAGAAAACAAUUCCUUCCUACUCUCCCCAGAGUUUUCAAAGUGAGGAGACCUCUGACGAAAAUUGCUUUUCUGAAGACUCCCUGAGUUCUACAGGAUCGGGGAAUUCUGUUAGUCUCAUACCAAAACAUCAGUUAAAGAAAUAUCAACAUGGCAAGCAAAACGAGACGCUUGCUCCGACGCUAACUUCUCAACAGCACUUACACGAUGACAUUGACGUACAACAUUCUCCUGAACAGCACGUCGAUUAUCUAUCCCACAACUGGGAUGAAUUGGAAAUAUCCAAAUCUUGGAGAUACGUAACUUUGAAGAGAAAUGAUUUUGCAAAUUCUGCAAGACUUGAGAAUGCAUCAUGGAGAACAUGGGCUCAGGCCCGGAAUGGUUUGAAAACGAUCUCACCUGCAGAACUGAACUGGAGUAAAGAAAGUGAUGUUACUUGGUUGUAUGGGCCACUUUACAAAGAGGAGAAGUACGGUUUUGAUAUAGUGGACUUCAAAAAACAACAACAUAAGAAAAGACAAGAGUCAUCUGGUGGAAGUUCUCAGGGUAACGUUGACAUGGAAACUCCUACCAAAGAUACCAGUACAAUGAAAAAUGAUAAUGAUGACAGGGACAAUAAUGAGAAAGAUAAACAUUCUGAUCAUUUGAAACCAAUACUGAAAAAGCGUUCCAAUGUUGAAAAAAUGAUCAGCGAUGCUUCGUAUUCAAGACUCCAAAGUCUGCUCGAAGAGCAUGACCAUAAAUUCAAAGGAAGUCCUGUUUUGGAACCAUUUUCGAAUUCAUUGAACGAUUCUUCUUCUCCUGCUAAUAGUUCCGCAAACCAUACGAACAAUGACGAUGCUUCUCCAUUUACCCUUUCGGCUAACCAGACAACUGAGGAUGUUCAUAAAGUGGACGGUCAAGCACAGCAAAAUCCUGCUGCGAAUAAAAAAGAGAGGAAGAUUCAUUUCAACAUGAGAGUUGAUCAAUGUAUUGCAAUUGAUGACAUAGAGUCGGAUGCAGAUACAGGCUAUCAAAAUGACUCCGAUGAUGGAGGACCUCCUCGGACAAUAUUACGCUCAAAAAAUGACUAUGAUGAUGAUGAUGAGGAUAUGGGUUAUGAUGAGGAAGACGACGAUGAUGGUGAUGAUGAAGGAGGCUUCAUGCUACAUACAAGAGUGACCUCCCCGAACAUAUCUCACAGACCACCUAACUGGUCGCGUAACUCCUCAAGUGCUAACACUAGAGAUGAAUCUCCAUCAUCUGGAAACAUGAAACCCAUUGCAACUAUAGCACCACUUCCUGCCACAACACUGAAGACCUGCUCGGACGAUGAUGAAUCUGAUCCCUAUACUGUAUCACAUAACACAAAAACCAACCGAGGGUACGAUUAUUAUUAUGAUUACAACACUGUUUACGACGACUCAACAAAUCCUUUGUAUUCUGUCAUUAAUAGCCAACAAAAUGUCCAGUUGUUUGAUGUACCAGAAAGUUGUCAAAUUGAGGACGUGAUGGAUGUCGAUGCCAAUGGACAUCCUGAAAACCUGAUUAUCUCACCUGUUGGUACACGACCUGAAAUUGAAAAUGCACCUUCUACAUCAUCACAGCUAGUACAUGAGGAUAUCCCUUCCCAUUUGCAAAAAUUCAUACCAAGCGAAUUAUCAGAUCAGCCCUUGCGAUAUGAGAAGCCGCAACAGCCCGAAAAUAGCCCAGUAUCAUGCUCCCAGAUCAAACGCAAUACGAGCGUUGGACAUGGUUCCUCAAAUUCAAAUUCAUCAGCUAGUCUUUCAACAAUCAAAGUCGGUUUGAGCGGUUUAGAUCUUGGGCAUACUGGGCUCAGGAAAAGUCUCGGUUCCGGGUCCAAACCACAACUAUAUCAAAUGUCUGAGCAGUCUGGAGGCUCCCAGUUUUCUAUACCUGGUUCUUCGGCCUCGAUGAGUCUUGACCGCAAAAAGUUUGUCUUCAGUUCUGAGUCAGACGAUUCGUCCUGCUCAGAUGAGGAAAUGGAGAUAAAUCCACCUAGACGGCCAACUUCGUUGUCACCUUGA